Molecule: messenger RNA, 3506 nt
Organism: Centropristis striata (black sea bass)
Lineage: Eukaryota; Metazoa; Chordata; Actinopteri; Perciformes; Serranidae
Gene: cipca
Product: CLOCK-interacting pacemaker a
Biological process (GO): negative regulation of DNA-templated transcription; negative regulation of circadian rhythm
Cellular component (GO): nucleus
Source: RefSeq, a predicted model, not a curated record
GGAACACGUUGAAGAAGAUAACGACCACAGUCGAGUACAAUCAGCUAACAGCUAAAGCUAAUCUUGAAUGCCACAAUAAACGGAUAUUUGUUUACGAGCAAAGGGCGUACUGAACGGCAACCAUGAGCGGUUUUAGUAGACCUUACAGACACAGGACACCGUCAUUCACCAGGGCAACCCACCUUGGAGCAUCCAAGUCUGACCUGGAGAGAGAUUCAGGCUUCUCAGAUGCCAGCUCUGAGUACCUCAGUACAGUCGAUCUGACUGACUCUGAAGAUGCAGGAAGGAAUGGCUCGAUAGUCAGCCAGGACCCAACUGGUCCGCAGGUGGCUGUGAUGGGAGGCUCAUGCGCUGGACUAUCUCCAAUGAUCAUCAUGAAUAACUUUGUCUUAAAGCAGCCAUCUCCAAUGACUCCAGCAGAAAAUCAGUGGGGGUUUCCUUCACCCUUGGAAGUAAUGCCUCAGCCACAGAUGGUUCUCCUCCAACCAAUGGUGUCAAAUGGCAGCAGCAGCUCUCCAAAGACUGGCUCUGAAAAUGUCCGACAAUCAAAAAGCUACAUGCCCAUCCUCAAGUCAUAUCCCAGAAUCGCCCCACACCCAGCAGACACUCCCACGAAGAGGGUCGGAUCCUCCAAGGUGAGAGUGAGUUCAACGUCAGGCUAUGACCAGCGACAGAGGAGGCACCAUCAAGGCCACAGGCGCUACACCUCCCCGAGCCCACAACCAGCACCGCCAACUACAAUCAAACCUAUCUCCAACUUUGAAGCAUCAAACAACCAAUUGCAGGCAUUUGAGAGUCAGCAGCAACUCAGUGACAAGUCUCUCUCCUCGCUGGCGGGGACCAGCUCUCUGCUCCCCUACAUGGAUGAAUUCAGGACAGAUAUUGACAGCUACAGGAUGGAUGCCGACCAGGAUGACGCAUUCUCAGUGGAAGACAACAAACUGAAACGUUUCAGCAAUACAUACAACAUUCUGAACAAGUCUGGCUUACUGGGGAUCACCAUGCGCACAAAGCAGCUGAUCAAAGAGAAUAAGCGCACCCAAGGCCAGCUGCAGCAGCUUCGGGAGCAAACUGCUCUGCUGCUGGAGGCUCUGGGCAGCGGAGACCCGCAGCUCUGGACUAAACUGCAGAUCUCUCUACAGCACACAGACAGGAGCAAUGUGGAGCUAAAGUUCAGAGAGUCCCUGCGUAAUAUAUCCAUGGACAUGACAAGCGGUUCUCAAUAAGGGGUCACUAUAUGAUUUAUUGAAUGUGGAAACAUACAGAUCUUUACAAUCAAAGCUGUCUUAGGCCAGGAUUACAUUGGGACAUGACGCUCCAGGAGCAGCAUGUUGGGGAAGAAACAGCGUGGUGGGCCUGCCAAGUUCUCUCACACUCCAACAGCUAACUAGAUUUUUCAGCAUAGUAAACUGCAUUAUACUCACCAGUAGAGCUGAACGAUUUUAGGAAAAGAUCGAAUUGCGAUUUUUCUGACAGAUAUUGGGAUUUCAAUUCAAUUCAGGAUUUUCUUUAAAUCCAGCUUCAAUGCAAUAUUCAGAAUGUGUACAAUGUCUAAUAUGUUUCCUCUGGAUGGUGCAACUUUACCGCGACAGGUUCUGCACAGUACCUGUUUCUGGUGCCCGUCUGCAGCCUCAAACCAUGUUAACAUUAUAAAGCAUGAGGAGCAAUUUAAUACUGAUUGGUUUGGGUGACCUGUCCAUAAGUAGCUUCUGAUUGGUGAGCUUGGCAGAAUGGUAGGGAGAUGGACGUCAUGUAUGUGUAAAAUAGUUGACACAACAAAAAAACGCAGCAUUGGCGAUCACAUGAUCGUGUUGUCUGAAAUCGUGAUUUUGGUCAAAAAACAAUAAAUUGUUCAUCCCUACUCAGCAGAGAGUCUGGUAUGAUGCUGCUGAUCAAUAGGCUUACUGGUUAGUUGUUGGACUGUGAAAGAGGCUUGACUAGCUAGCGACGAGACUCGAUGUGCUCAGGGCCUUAGUGCAGAAUAGUCAUUACAGCAUCUAGCAUUAUAUCUAACAAACAAUAACUAUAAACUAAACUACAUACUUUAAGGCUUUUAUCAGGACAGGACAAAUAAUUUUAACAUUCACAAGUGCUGGUCUAAUAUGAAGCUGAAGCACACAUGAAUGCCCAGUGGGACUUAAGAAGCAUGCUUACAUUUCAAACCCUUGCCUAUAAUGAAUUUUCUUGCCUCUGCUGUUUCAAAAAUAGCAAGUAUCACUUGCAAUAGGGCUAUGGCUUAUAUGUGCAUGUAAACAUCACAUUGUGAGGGCACAUUUGGAUAAUUCCUUAUACAUACCCUGUAUGUGUAGCUGUAGAAAAAAUAUAAGCAUCAUUUUUAAGCCCGGUGCGGAUACAUGUGGCCUGUGUUUCAGUUUCCUCUACCAAGAUGUAGGAUCAACAGGACAAUGUAUUGUCCUUUGCUUUGUUUUUUAACUGGGGGGUAAAUGACAGUGAAUGAGCAGCAGAUGCCUCCUUUCUGAGGAAGUGUAUAUAAUAACAGCAUGUAUUCUCAAACAGCUGGAAAGCUCACAGGGAGAGUUCAGAGGGCUGGCAAAACCAUAACAUUUUUGUUUUUUAAAUAUAAUUUUGUUACUUAGUGUCAGUGUUAUUUAAUUUAUAAUUCUCUGACCAAGACUGAGCUAUGUGAAUAAAAACCAUUAAUAUAAUAUUAAUAAAUAAUAUAAUAUAAUAAGCCAAGCACAUUCUAACACUUUCUUUUAUAUUUCAAAAGAUCUUUAAAAACUACGUAGGCAUUUGCAGAAGCUUAAACUGUAGCAAGUGGAAGUGUUGUAGCCAUACAUUUAAUCUCAUGACUUUCCAUAUGUUGCUGCCAUGUUCAUUCCUGCUGCUUAAGCUUAGUGUUAUGUAUUAAUUGAAAUGUCAAGGCGAAGAAAUGACAACUAAAUAGUUUCAUAUUACAGACUCUUGCACUUUAGUUAUAAGAUUACUGACAACUUUUUUAGACAAAUGUUACAAUUUAUCCUAAACGAGCAGUCCAUCUGAUUGAACAAUGUGAAUAUAAGUGUUUCUCUGGAUGCCUGUGCCUUUUUGAAUAUGUUCAUGUUUGCACUUCAUAUCAAUGCUUGAGCAGCUUAGAUUUUUGAGCUUCAUGUGGAAGAAAGUUGAAUGUACUUUUAAGGUCUCCAAAGAAUUAAUAUUCUUCAUUGAAACAAGACAAAUCAUGCCGUGGCUAGGAGGUAUGUCGAAAGAAUAGCAUGAAGACAAGUCAUAAAUGGUUCAGUUUUAAAUGUUAGGUCAAGGUUAACUGUUGUAUUCUUGAUUUUAGAAACAUUACGUUACUGUUGCAAUAUUUUCUUAUCAUGUGUAGUUGUAAAACUAAGAAUAUCAAAUUAACCUUGGUUUUUAAAGGGCAAAAGGAGCAUUACAAAGUUUUUUUUGAUUGCUUUUUCCUGUUAUUGUAAAAAAAAAGUGCUUUAUGUGUUGUUUCUUUAGCAAAUGUCACUUUGACUAAUGAUGAACUGUCAUAAAACUCUGUUUAAAGACAA